CAAAUUGCCACGCCAAGGUGGAGGGCGAGAACAGAAAGCCCUCGCCGCUCGCCGCGAGCCUGCGACUGCGAUUCCUGCCACGGAGGGUUUUUCCGAAGCCUCCGGUCGGGUCGAGAGAGAGAGAUGGGGCGAAGGAUACUGAACGACGCGUUGAGGACGAUGGUGAAUGCGGAGAGGAGAGGGAAGGCCAUGGUGGAGCUGCGACCCAUCUCCAACGUGAUCUCUUCCUUUCUCAAGAUCAUGAAGGACCGAGGAUAUGUGAAGAGUUUCCAAGUUCAUGAUCCCCACAGAGUGGGGAAGAUAACUGUUGAACUGCAGGGCCGAAUAAAAGAUUGCAAAGCUCUCACUUACCGGCAAGAUAUCAAGGCUAGAGAUAUUGAGCAGUAUAGAUUGAAAAUGCUUCCAACACGUCAGUGGGGUUAUGUUGUUAUUACAACUCCUGAUGGCGUUCUGGACCAUGAAGAAGCCAUUACAAGGAACGUGGGAGGCCAAGUUAUUGGUUAUUUUCAUUAACCAUAAUGUGCUCUCCAAACACAAGAUGGAUCGUGAAGUGACUAACAAGAGAAGAUAAUGCUGUUGGGCAGUAAGGCAAUGAUGUAUGAUCUGUCUCCCUGCACUGAUGAACUCAGUUGAAGUUUCAAAUUGGUCUUGUUGAAUCAGGUUUAGAUAUGAUGAAUGGCAAAUGACCAGGGUUUCUCAUUGUCUUAAAGACUUCUCCCCCUUCCUUAUGAUUAUUUUGCUGCUUUUCAAUUUUUGGGAAGCAGCAGUUGGUUCUGGAUUCAGAAAAAGAUUAAUUUUUAUGCAGUCUAUUCUGGAAUUGUGCAUGGGUGAAACAAUAAGUCAUGAUUAAUUAUGUACUUGCUUUAUGUGACACCGUAGCUGAAUUAUUUACAACUUGUUAUUCAUGGAAUAUUGUUAGCAAA
Eucalyptus grandis is the source of this 923-nucleotide messenger RNA. Its product is annotated as 40S ribosomal protein S15a-2-like. Gene Ontology annotation, cellular component: cytosolic small ribosomal subunit; ribosome. Gene Ontology annotation, molecular function: structural constituent of ribosome. NCBI's taxonomy places the organism in Eukaryota, Viridiplantae, Streptophyta, Magnoliopsida, Myrtales, Myrtaceae. The record is from RefSeq and is a predicted model, not a curated record. The transcript has 3 exons. Gene Ontology annotation, biological process: translation. The coding region runs from base 124 to 513 and encodes 129 amino acids.